Molecule: messenger RNA, 1928 nt
Organism: Glycine soja
Lineage: Eukaryota; Viridiplantae; Streptophyta; Magnoliopsida; Fabales; Fabaceae
Product: lipase-like
Exons: 8
Coding region: 229-1611 (460 amino acids)
Source: RefSeq, a predicted model, not a curated record
AAAGUCUGAAGCAAACCGAGAGCGUGCAAUAAUAUAUAUAAGAAGAAACCCCACAUUUUAUAUUGUUUCAGCGAAGAAGGAAGAAAUUGGUGUUCUUUAAUGUGAAAGGGUUGGAACGGUUUUUGAUUUUAACCCUGCAAAGAGCCUUCCUUUGCGGUUUUUCUUCUUGAGAAGAAGAAGGCUCUUUGUUGUUGUUGAUUUUGAAGAAGGAAAGAAGGAAGGAAGAAAAUGAUGAGGCUAUGGAUUUCUUAUCUGCAAUUGGUGGAACUUUUUGUGAGUUCAUUGGUUCAUAUGCUUUAUGGGUUUUACAUAUUUAGCUCCGCUGUGGCUGGGGAUCUCUCACAGGCUCUCAAUGAAUAUUUUCACAAGGUUAAUAAUGUGAAUGUUGAGGUCAGAGAGGAAAUUUCCAAGCCCAAUCAGGCUAAUGAUCUUCCUCCUAUUGUACUUGUUCAUGGGAUUUUUGGAUUUGGCAAAGGGAGAUUGGGGGCUUUAUCAUACUUUGCUGGGGCAGAGAAGAAGGAUGAAAGGGUUCUUGUCCCUGAUUUGGGGUCCUUAACCAGUAUCUAUGAUAGGGCACGAGAAUUGUUCUAUUAUUUAAAAGGUGGGCAAGUUGAUUAUGGUGAGGAGCACAGCAAGGCUUGUGGACAUUCGCAGUUUGGACGAAUCUAUGAACAAGGGCAUUACCCUGAAUGGGACGAGGAUCACCCUAUUCAUUUUGUUGGGCACUCAGCAGGAGCACAAGUUAUUCGUGUCUUGCAACAAAUGCUUGCGGAUAAGGCAUUCAAGGGGUAUGAAAACACCUCAGAGAACUGGGUAUUAAGCGUCACAUCCUUAUCGGGAGCAUUUAAUGGGACUACAAGAACCUACGCAGAUGGCAUGCUGCCAGAAGAUGGGAGAACAUUGAAACCUAUUUGCCUGCUACAGCUAUGCCGCAUUGGGGUGAUAAUAUAUGAUUGGUUCGACAUUUCCUGGCUGAAGAACUACUACAAUUUUGGGUUUGAUCACUACAACAUGUCUUGGAGAAAAAUGGGCAUAUGGGGUCUUGUUGACUGCCUAUUGGGGAAUGCAGGUCCAUUUGCUUCAGGAGAUUGGAUCCUCCCUGAUCUCACAAUUCAAGGCUCUAUAAGACUCAACUACCAUAUACGUACAUUUCCAAACACGUACUACUUCAGCUACGCCACCAAGCGCACAACAAAGAUCAUGGGUGUUAAAGUUCCUUCAAGCAUACUUGGAAUUCACCCAUUGCUUUUCAUUAGAGUUUUGCAGAUGUGCCAGUGGCGUUUUCCUCCAGAUGUUCCUCCCCCUUAUAAGGGAUACAGGGAUGAGGACUGGCAAGACAAUGAUGGAGCACUAAAUACAAUAUCCAUGACUCAUCCUCGCCUCCCAAUUGAACACCCCAACUGCUUGGUUGAAAAGGAAUCAGACUGCCUACCAUUACAACCUGGCAUCUGGUACUACAAAUAUGUGGAGGGUGAUCACAUACUAUUCAUUAUUAAUCGUGAGAGAGCAGGAGUGCAGUUUGACGUAAUCUAUGACAGUAUUUUCCAACGCUGUAGGAAGCACGUUUUUAGGAAGAAGCUUCCAACAAUGCCUAAUGAAAUCAAUCACUAGCACACCAUUCUUUACUCUCCCAUGUUCAAUUAAAAGAGAUGUAUGAAAAGAAACAGGCUAUUCAUUUCAGUUAAUGCCCCUUCACCUUCUUAAAUGUAAAUAUUUUUCCCACGUUCUCUCAUUUUUAUACCACCAUUUUCUGUAUUUUGUAGGAUUGGAGAGAUAUCAGAGACCAUAAUCAAUAGGAUGUUACAAUCACUAUAAGUGUACACAAUUAUUGUCUCAAUAUUAAACAUCAUGAAAUGAAUUGUUGAAUUUUGAAUUUUUGAGCUUUGCAAUUGUGCUAUGGAAAAUGGGUAUGAUGAGUGCUAGCGUAA